This is a messenger RNA of Monodelphis domestica (gray short-tailed opossum), 748 nucleotides long. The record is from RefSeq and is a predicted model, not a curated record. NCBI's taxonomy places the organism in Eukaryota, Metazoa, Chordata, Mammalia, Didelphimorphia, Didelphidae.
AUGCCUCCCCGGCUCCGCUCUGUGAACAGUCGGGAGCCGUUAUCCGUGAUCUUCUGUAACCGGACUUGCCGCCGGGUGCUCCCCUUCUGGGUCAACUUCGAGGGGCACCCGACACCCUACCGGAUGCUGCUGCCCGGCACUGGCCGCAGGAUGAGCAGCUACCUCGGCCAUUUUUGGUUAUUCAGAGAUGCAAACACAGGGGACAGACUUCUUGUUAACCAGACGGAGCUAUUUGUGCCGACUCUAAAUGAAAAUGGGCAGCCUGUUUUUGCCAACAUCACACUCUCAGUUUAUACACUGAAAGAGAGAUGUCUUCAAGUUGUUCGUUGUCUGGUCAAGCCUGAGGACUACAGGAAACUGGACAUCGUGAGGUCAUUGUAUGAUGAUCUUGAAGACCACCCUGAUAUCCAGAAGGACCUUAGGAGGCUUUCACUGGAGUACCUUGAAAAUCAAGUGAAUAAAGAUUAAGAGACUGCUUCUGAGGCUUUACUGGGGAAGCCCUUGAGUAAUUUUAUCUGUUCUUUUCUUUACUCUCAGGUUCAGAGUAUCUUGUGCUCAAGAAGUAAAAUAUUCUAAUGGUAAUGGUUGCUUCAGGAAUUAGAACAUUAACAUUUUAAGUCUGUAACUGAGAUGUUAACUGUAACUGGAUUCAUUGGACUUUGUGAUGUUUAGGAGUUGUGAUCACAAAAUGCAUUUUAAUGAGUGUCCUCUUUGGGAAUAUCAUCUACCUUCAGUGACUUGGCUGCUG